UCAUUUCUUCCUUAAAGUUAGUUAAACUAUGGAGUUCUCCAAGCUCUUGAUCUUCACGGCCUAUCUCGGUCUUCUCCUUUCCGUCGCAACCGCUGGGUCACAUCCUGAGCACCAUCACCACCAUCACCACCAUCACCACAACCACAGCCACACCACGGAGUCGCACAAGCUCAUGCAGGCGCACAAGCAGCAGGCAAGCAUUUCUGCUGUUUUCGCGUUCGGUGACUCCAGCGUCGACACGGGCAAUAACAAUAUCAACUAUGGGACCAGAUACCGGAGCGACCAUCUGCCCUAUGGUAUGGAUUUUUCUUACCACACCGCGACCGGAAGGUCCUCCAAUGGGAGGCUUAUCGUAGACUACAUCAUCUCGUCCCUCGGGCUCAAAGACACACUGACUGCUUAUGUUGGCAGCCCGAUAGAGGAGUUUCAAACUGGUAUAAGCUACGGCAUCUCCGGUGCUGGUCUCGACGAUAAUACUGUACGAGCGAAUUCUGUGCCGACAUUCGACCAACAAGUGAUUAGCUUUGAGCAUACCAUUCAGUAUCUGAUCAAGGCAGUGGGGGAGAAGCGUGCCAAGCAGAUAGUCAAGGAUGCCCUGUACAUAGUCAGUGUCGGGACCAAUGACAUGGUCGAUACCUAUUACCGCCCUUUAUUACAGAUCGGUUUGACAGAUAUCGGGAGUUAUCAUUAUAAUCUUCUUUUGAAACUCGAAGGCACUCUUCAGAGGCUAUAUAAGGACGGUGCACGUAAGUUUGUGGUGCUUGGGAUGCCCCCAAUCGGGUGCUUGCCCAAACAAGUCUCGGCCAUUUCCCUUCAGAACCUAAUACAUACCAUACUAUACGGACGUGACUGCAUAGAUGAGCAGAACAACGAUGCACAGGGCUACAACAUGAAGCUCCGAGAUCUCGUUUCGAGUAUAAAUUCCCAAGUUCCCGAUAUUCAUGUCGAGUAUGUGGACAUAUACGGUCCAAUGAUGGACAUGAUUUCUAAUCCCUACAGAUAUGGUUUUGAAAGCACGAUCGUGGCAUGCUGUGGGCUUCUAGGGCUACCAAUGGUGGGUGAUCUUUGCAACGAACUCACGCCCCGCUGUCCUAACCCAAACCAAUACCUUUUUUGGGAUUCUAUCAACCCUACGCAGGUCGUUAAUGCUCAACUUGCCGGGUUAAUUGCGAAUGAAGUGCUUCCAAAGUUUCACUAAUUUCUUAGGAACUUUUUUUUUUCCCCCUUAGGAACUCUUUUCUCUUAGAAACUCAAUGGAGGCAUCUUAGGUUUAUCUUUAUGUAAUAAUAGGAAUGGCUAGCUUCUUCUCGAGUGACAAAUAAGUCCCGCAUUGGACAUUAAUCUUUUGCUGGACUUUCAUGAUGUGGUUUUUGCUUCUGGAUUAUGCAAUGCUUUGGUGAGUUAUUUGCUCAAUGAACCUGCCCAUCGCCUGUU
This is a messenger RNA of Punica granatum (pomegranate), 1434 nucleotides long. NCBI's taxonomy places the organism in Eukaryota, Viridiplantae, Streptophyta, Magnoliopsida, Myrtales, Lythraceae. The record is from RefSeq and is a predicted model, not a curated record.